ACCUCUAAGUCACCUGCAAACCUCCAACUCCACAACCUUCAGAGAGUCAUCUGUAUCUGCUGCCACAAUGUCAGUAAUGUCUUCUCUUCUUCUUUUCUUCCUUCUAAACCUCAGUGAUUAUUUAUGCAAUGCUAGCCGCUUCAGUUUCAUGGAGAGGGAAGAAACCAGUAGACAAAUCCAAUUACUUCCUGGUCAGGAUAUGGAGAAGGCCAUACCAUUGAAGGUGAAGCUUUCCAUGUCUAAGGAAGUACUCCAAAAGCGUGGACAAGGGCUGGUUGGUGCAAACACUCCGCGAAAGCUAAAGGAUACAAAGGCUUUUCCAAAGGGAGUGGAAGAAAAAAGAGAAACAAUAUCAGGAAUAAUUCAGAUUAUUAUGCAUUCCUCUGAUGAUGUGGUUUUGCGACAGGCAACUACAUUAAAGGGCUCAGGGAGGCGAGUGUGUUCGUUGGUAGGGUCUGCAUCACCUGUUAACAAAGAGAUGGUAGAUUCUAAGGAAAAUGAUGAUAUCAGUGAAGAUGUAGUAGUCAUGGAUUACCAGCAACCUCACCGAAAACCACCCAUCCACAAUGCUUCACCCUAGAUGAAAGAAACUAUAUUUCUGAAUAACAUGGCCACUUAUUUGAUUU
Macadamia integrifolia is the source of this 626-nucleotide messenger RNA. RefSeq lists its product as uncharacterized. The transcript is spliced from 4 exons. Lineage: Eukaryota; Viridiplantae; Streptophyta; Magnoliopsida; Proteales; Proteaceae. The record is from RefSeq and is a predicted model, not a curated record. The coding region runs from base 68 to 580 and encodes 170 amino acids.